UAUUGCCCCUGCUCUCAAUCCAAUACUCAUAUAUACUAUAUGCCUGUAUGCAUAAAAGGCCAAAAUUCACAGAGAGAGAGAGAGAGUGCAAGCGAAAAUUGCGAGACAGACACUGAGAGAGAGAACGAGUCAACCUCGGCUACAAAAUGUUUCAACCCAAUAACCAGCUUCCAGUUCAAACUAUCAAAGAUUCAUCAGCAUUGAUGCAAGUUGAUCAGACUGAGAAAAGUAUAGUUGUAAGGGAUGAAAAGCAAAAUGGAGGAUUUGCACAUGCUGAGACUAUCAUAUACUAUUCUAAGAGACUUCAAGAUGAUCUGCAAAUGUUAGGGAUGAAAAUCAAAGGUCAUGAGGACAAUAUAAAAUUUCUGAAUGCUCAAAAUAACAAAUUAGAUGACCUCAUUCUUGAUUUGCAAGUUACCUUGGGCAAGCAUCAUGGUUCGAGCACUCCGAAGAUUGAAAUUGAGAACCAUUCCCAACUUCAGACUGAGGACCAAACAACUGAACUGAUUCUACAGCAUGAAAAAUCUGCUGCUGGUAUUUUGUGUCAAUUGAAAGCUCGACAUGGUCCUCAGGCUUCCCAUCUUCAAUUGACCAAGGAUGUGCUGGGUAUUGUUGCUACACUUGGUAAAGUGGACGAUGAUAAUCUUAGCAGGCUUUUUUCAGAGUACUUAGGGUUGGAGACUAUGCUGGCCAUUGUCUGUAAGACUUAUGAAGGUGUUAAAGCCCUAGAAACAUAUGACAAGCAAGGCUGCAUAAAUAAAAGUUCUGGUCUUCACGCACUUGGUGCUACUAUUGGAAGGAAUAUGGAUGGCAGAUUUCUCGUCAUUUGUCUUGAAAAUAUAAUGCCAUAUGCAGGUGAGUUUGUAGCAGAUGACCCUCAAAGGAGGCUUGAUCUUGUAAAGCCAAAAUUACCUAAUGGGGAGUGCCCUCCUGGCUUUCUUGGGUUUGCUGUCAAUAUGAUCAAUGUGGACAACGCAAACUUAUUUUGUGUCACAGCUAGUGGACAUGGCCUCAGGGAGACUCUAUUUUACAAUCUCUUCUCUCGUCUUCAAGUAUAUAGAACAAGGCAAGACAUGGUAAGUGCUCUUCCUUGUAUAAGUGAUGGAGCCGUUUCUUUGGAUGGAGGGAUGAUUAGGAGUACCAGUGUGUUUUCCCUAGGGGAUCGGGAAGAUGUAGAUGUGAAAUUCCCAAAACCCUUGGUGACUUCAACCCUACCUGAAAAACACAUUGAGGCUGAGAGGCAGGUCAAGGAGGUGAGAUGGAAAAAAGAAAAAAUGCAGGACGAUAUUCAAAGAGAACAAGCAUUAUUGAAUCAUGCAAAGUUCAAUUUUGAUAGAAAGAAGCAAGAGUUUCUGAAGUUCCUUGCUGAAAGCUCAUCAUAUGUAACUCAGGCAGCACCAGUGACCCCAAGAUGAUGUUUAUGUUAAACAAACCAAGCCUAAAAUUAGUGCAGUUGGAGGGAAUGGAGGAGCCAUUACAGUCGGUGUUUGUCAGCAUGAGCUAUGGCUGAGAUCCAUGCUUCGUUUCCAGUUGUGGAUGCAAGAAAAAGGUGGUGGUGAGGGAAAGGCGUAGGUUUUGGGUCCAGUGACACGAUUUUUUCCCUUCCAAUACUGAAGCCGCAGAAGCGGCAUUAAAUUAGGAAUCCCUUGGUACUCAGUAUGCUCAUGAUUACACUGUAAUGCAAGAUUAGAUUAUUGAAGAUGCAACUUCAUUUCCUUCU
Quercus robur (English oak) is the source of this 1720-nucleotide messenger RNA. Its product is annotated as protein DEFECTIVE IN MERISTEM SILENCING 3-like. Lineage: Eukaryota; Viridiplantae; Streptophyta; Magnoliopsida; Fagales; Fagaceae. The record is from RefSeq and is a predicted model, not a curated record. Bases 147 to 1415 code for a protein of 422 amino acids. The transcript is spliced from 8 exons.